AUGUUUGCUAAUGGUUUUGUUGUAAACUUUAAUUCUGUUACACCUUUCUUUCCAAGUUCUUAUCAAAAUCGACCGACCCAUCAUCAAUUUUCUUCCGUAAAUUCUCUUUUGAAGUUGAAAAAUCAAACUUUACUCUCAAAAUCUCAGUUCAAGAUUUCCACAAGCUACAAACCUCGCUCCAGUUUUGUGGUUUUUGCAACACAGUCCAAUUUUACCAAAGUUCUGCAGAAUGCAUGGAGAGUUGGUAAAGAUGGAAUCGACGCAGGCACAAAUCUUGUCCCGAACUCUGUACCAAGACCAAUAGCAAGGAUUGCAGUAACUUUUGUGGCUGUGAGUGCUUUGCUUUUUGUAUUCAAGUCUAUCCUCUCUACAGUUUUCUUCGUAUUGGCUACCAUAGGACUUGCAUACUUUGCAUACCUAGCAUUCAAUAAAGAUCAAGGACCACCUAGCGGGAAUGGAGGAUCUACAACCAAACCUAUGAAUGAUCCUGUGGAAGAAGCUAACAGAAUAAUGGACAAAUACAAGUAG
This is a messenger RNA of Vicia faba (fava bean), 528 nucleotides long. The record is from the annotation of a GenBank genome assembly. NCBI's taxonomy places the organism in Eukaryota, Viridiplantae, Streptophyta, Magnoliopsida, Fabales, Fabaceae.